This is a messenger RNA of Aspergillus melleus, 441 nucleotides long. RefSeq lists its product as uncharacterized. Lineage: Eukaryota; Fungi; Ascomycota; Eurotiomycetes; Eurotiales; Aspergillaceae. The transcript has 2 exons. Bases 1 to 441 code for a protein of 146 amino acids. The record is from RefSeq and is a predicted model, not a curated record.
AUGUGCGAGCUAUUCAACGGCAUCUUGCAGCCGCAUGAGAAUAUGCCCGCAUUCUGGGCAUACACGAUGUACUACGCGACACCGUUCACAUACUGGAUCGGUGGCGUACUGACAUCUGUUCUCCGCGGAAUGCCUGUUAUCUGCGACGAAAGCGAACUCACCAUCUUUGAGAGUCCGUCUCAUCUGACAUGUGGCGAAUAUGCCGGGGCAUGGCUCGAGGAGAAAGGCGUGGGCUAUCUACACAACCCCGACGAGUCCGGGAAAUGUGGCUAUUGCGAGUACAGCUACGGAGACGACUAUCUUUCAGGAAUCGGGUUGGAUUCGUCCAAGAUUUGGCCAUUUUUCGGUAUUUUCACGGCAUUUGUGAUUUCCAACUAUCUUAUGGUGUAUUUGCUUGUUUACGUCAAGUCGGUGAUGAAGCCUUUCUGGCGUCGAGGAUAG